This is a messenger RNA of Fomitopsis serialis, 1215 nucleotides long. RefSeq lists its product as uncharacterized. Bases 343 to 1005 code for a protein of 220 amino acids. The transcript has a single exon. The record is from RefSeq and is a predicted model, not a curated record. Lineage: Eukaryota; Fungi; Basidiomycota; Agaricomycetes; Polyporales; Fomitopsidaceae.
GGUGAUGGGAUCUGAGGACGAAGCUUUCGGCUGGGCCCAAGCAAACCCAGAGGGCAACCUUCGCGAAUCUGGGGAUUAUCCCAGUCGACUGCCGAUCCACACUGCGGACGACUGUCGCCAGGCUUGGCGCGGUCCUAACGGGAAUCGGCGGUAUGGCGAAGCGUCGACCGCACAGGCAAUAGGCCCCCUCCCGUUGGGCCCGGUAGAUCUGGACUGAAGCAACACACCGGACGUGGCCACGGCGACUUUUGAUCGUCGGCGUCGUAGCUGCGCCAUAUACGCAUUCGUACGCACCUGCACGGUCAUUCUGCUGUCUCGGCCACCGAGGUCUCGCAGAGCUCGAUGGAGGGAAGCUGCGUGCCUUGGCAUUCUGCGGGCGACUUCAACAUGGCGCGCACAUACCUGUUAUCCCUUCGCGUACACACCAAGCCUUUGCGUAUCCCGUCGCGCUGUAUUCCCUGGCGCAUGCGACUUUCCUUCACCCUGCGUAUUGCAUACGCUUUCGGGUGUCCCGUGUCAAGGGUCGCGCGUCGAAUGCUAGUGACCCCACGCGUCGGGAGCUAUGACCUCUGGUGCAAGAUAUACGGUGCCCAGCACGCUGCGGCAGGCAGGAGACUGCAAGACGUCGGAAGAUCCCAAGUGGUUACGUCGAUUAGGAUUCCCGCCUUGCACAAUGUCGUGACCGUGGACCAGGACCAGUGCAUCGUUGUCAGACCCAGCGCGGCAGACCGUGUCGGCCAGCGAACACAGCGUGUCCAUGGUGUUAUAUGUCGACAGUCUCGGACAGCGUCCGCGUCCGCGUGCACGCUCAGCCCGCUCGCUUGCCGUACGGCGGUGCUACCCACGAACAAAUCAGCUCCCCACGAUCUCCUCAUCAUUGCAUUCACCACCAUUCGUCGCCACCCGACAAGGGGAGAUCCGGAGGACUCUCCGCGCGCCGUUCGACACGGAGACUCGGGCCUUGGUGUCUCGGACGCGUGCCACGGUGCCCGUUUAUCGGGAUGACCAUCGAAGGAUCUCUUGGACGGCAAGGAGGCUGGUCCGGGUGUGCUGGUGCGCUAGUGCUCGAGAAGGCAUAGUGCGUCGUCGCUGAGGCGGCGCUCUUUAAAAAUGCGGUGAUCGUGUGCGGGGGACGCGGACCUUUCUUGCAUUCUCCGCGUCCAGCGCGACCUCCCAUUUUCUCAAUCGUCGAUCACUUCUCAUACCUCUCAUUCA